Molecule: messenger RNA, 4293 nt
Organism: Zychaea mexicana
Lineage: Eukaryota; Fungi; Mucoromycota; Mucoromycetes; Mucorales; Lichtheimiaceae
Product: multi drug resistance-associated protein MRP
Exons: 18
Coding region: 1-4293 (1430 amino acids)
Biological process (GO): transmembrane transport
Cellular component (GO): membrane
Molecular function (GO): ATP hydrolysis activity; ATP binding; ABC-type transporter activity
Source: RefSeq, a predicted model, not a curated record
AUGAAUACUAUCUUUAAAAAGACUACGCUACUCUUGCUGCUGCUGACGAACAUCGCUAGCGUUGUCCUUCGCUCUGUAAACGUACCAGACUGGAUCGAAAAUGCACAAAUACUGGCACAAGGUUUCAACGUGGCUGUAUUGGUAUUUGCCUUUGGCUUGCAUCAUCUGGAGUAUACACGCAACAAGGUUGCAUCUGCCGUCUUGCUGUUUUACUGGCUGUUCGUCCUGGUCGCCAAUGGCAUCAAACUGAGAACUUUGUACACUCUUGAUGAACCAUCGCAAGAUCCAGCCCAAUUUGGCUUAUUUGUCGUUAGCACUGCUCUUGGUUUGCUCGUCUUUAUUCUCGAGCUUACUCCCAGACCCAAGAGCCAGUAUGUUAUGCUCGAAGAUGAUGAAUGUCCCGAGACAAGCACCAACAUCUUUGGCCGACUCACAUUCACGUGGAUGACACCGCUUAUGCGACUUGGCUACCGCGAGCCUCUAAUAAUGGAUGACUUAUGGAAUCUUAAAGAUGAUGAUCAAUCGGCUUUAGUCGGCGAACUUUUCCAAAAGCAUUGGAGCCAAGAGUUGGAAAAAGAGCACCCUUCAUUGGUUCGUGCAUUGAUUCGCACGGUUGGUGGCCCUUACAUCUUCGCUGCGUUUACGCAGCCAAUACUGUUACGAGAAUUGAUGGGUUGGGUUUCUAGUUACUCGUCAGGUGACCCGUCGGUACCUGCUUACCGGGGUGUUUUCAUUGCAGUCGGAAUGUUCUUGACCGCAGUUUGUCAAACCAUGUUCCUUCAUCAAUACUUCCACCGUUGCUUCAUGACGGGUAUGCGUCUGCGUGCUGCCUUGGUGACUGCAAUUUAUCGCAAGACUUUGGUGUUGAGCAGCGGCAGCAGGCAAAAGUCGACUACUGGCGAGAUUGUCAACCACAUGAGCGUCGAUGCACAAAGACUGAUGGACCUCUGCACUUAUUUCCAUAUUGUAUGGAGUGGACCAUUCCAGAUCAUCAUUGCACUUACUUUACUCUGGAGAACCAUGGGUCCUAGCAUUUGGGCUGGCGUCGGCAUCAUGAUCUUGGCCGUGCCACUUAACACUUUCCUUGCUCGAAGAAUGCGAAGCCUCCAAAAGAUCCAGAUGGGCAACAAGGACGCAAGAGUUAAACUCAUGAAUGAGAUCUUGAACGGUAUCAAGGUUAUCAAACUUUAUGCAUGGGAAACUCCGUUUCUGGAAAAGGUUGGCUAUAUCCGUAAUGAUUUGGAGUUGGCAACGCUCAAAAAGAUCGGUGUUUUCACGGCAGUUCAAAACUUUACGUGGUCGUCAAUCCCUUUCUUUGUCUCGUUGAGCACUUUUGCUGUCUUUAUUGCUACCUCUGGUGUUGCUCUGACCAGCCAGAUUGCCUUUGUCGCUAUCUCGUUAUUCAACCUACUUCAAUUCCCCUUGUCCGUGUUUCCAAACGUCAUCACCUCCGUAAUUGAAGCCUCCGUUUCGCUCUACCGUAUCGAAAGCUACCUUUCUUCCGAGGAAUUGGACCCCACUGCCGUGAUCCAUGAGGAUUACCGUGCCACCCCUGGAUGGACACCCGAUGUUCCUCUUGUCGAGAUCGAAAAUGGCUCGUUCAAGUGGUCUGAGGAAGACUCGGACUUGGUCCUUAAGGAUAUCACUAUGGGUGUCAAGAAGGGCGAGGUUACUGCUGUGGUUGGUCGUGUCGGCUCCGGCAAGUCUUCGAUGAUUAGCUCGCUUUUGGGCGAUAUGGUCAAGAAAAAUGGAAAGGUCACACUUCGUGGUUCCAUUGCCUAUGUGCCUCAGCAGCCUUGGGUCAUGAACGCCACGCUUAGAGACAACAUUGUGUUCGGCCAUCGUUGGGAUCCCGUGUUCUAUGAACGUGUUUUGGAAGCCUGUUCGCUUAAGAGUGACAUCCGAAUCUUGUCUGCUGGUGACCAAACUGAAAUUGGUGAACGUGGUAUCAACUUGUCUGGUGGCCAGAAGGCCCGUGUCUCGCUUGCCCGUGCCAUUUAUGCUCGUGCCGAUAUCUAUUUGCUUGACGAUCCGCUCAGUGCGGUCGAUGCCCAUGUCGGUCGUCAUAUUUUUGAUCAUGUGAUUGGACCCGAAGGCAUCCUCAAGAACAAGGCUCGUGUUUUGGUCACCCACGGUAUUGCGUUCCUUCACAGAGUUAACAACGUGGUCAUGUUGCGCGAUGGUGGAGUUAUUCUCAACGGCACUUUCGACAAAUUAAUGAGUCAAAGAUCCGAGCUUUAUGCGCUGAUGACUGACUAUGGUAACCAACGUAACAGUGGCAAUAAUAGCGACGACGAUGAUACGGAUGAUACACUUGACGUACCUCACGACGAUUCUCAGCCUACGGAUCCUGGACGCUGUGAAGAGGAGUCAGUCUUGAACCGCGAACAGGAAUACACACGUCGUGAACGUCUGAACAGCUCAAGCAGCGGCUCAAGUAGCAUGACUUUAAGACGCGCGUCGCUGGCUUCGAUCGGCAAGCAUGCUAAGAAGGCUCAAAACAAAGAUCGUCUGAUGACCGUUGAAGAAACAGCAAAGGGUAGUGUCGAUAUAUCGGUUCACAAGGAAUACGCUAAAUCCUGUUCCUUGGUUGGUGUCUGCAUGGUUCUCGGUUUCCAAAUCCUCGCACAGCUUGCCGGUGUUGGCGCCAACGUUUGGCUCAAAGAAUGGACGAGCGAAGACAAGCAGGGCAGUGGUGCCCACUCUAGCGUCUGGGUCAACCUUGCCAUCUACGCUGCCAUCGGCUGGUCUGGCACGAUAUUCACUGUUUCUCAGACCUUGUCAUUGUGGAUCCUUUGCGCUAUCCGUUCAGCUCGCGUCCUCCACAGUAAUAUGCUUGAAUCUGUCAUUCGGUCGCCCAUGUCAUUUUUUGAUACCACACCGCUAGGUCGUAUUUUGAACAGAUUCAGCAAAGAUCAACACACUGUCGAUGAAGUACUCCCGCGUUCGUUCCAAGGCUACUUCAGAGUCCUUUUCUCCGUCAUCGCCACCGUUCUGGUUAUCGCAGUCUCGACUCCAUUCUUUUUGAUUUUGAUCAUCCCACUUGGCUUUAUUUAUAUGUACAUCCAACGCUAUUACCUUGCUACUUCGCGUGAGCUCAAGCGUUUGGACUCGGUUGGCAAGAGUCCCAUUUACUCCCACUUCCAGGAAACCAUUGCCGGUGUAUCAACUAUCCGUGCCUAUAAUCAGCAACGCCGAUUCACAUUUGAAAACGAAACUCGCUUGGACGAUAACCAGCGCGCAUACUUCCCAUCCAUCUCUUGCAACCGCUGGCUUGCUGUCCGUCUAGAAUUCUUGGGCUCGAUCAUCAUCUUUGGUGCUGCCAUUUUCGCUGUCAUUGGUGUUGUAUAUGGCACUGGCACCUCAAUCAUCGAUGCUGGUGUUGUUGGUCUGAGUGUCUCAUAUGCUUUGAGUGUGACUCAAUCACUCAAUUGGGUCAUCCGCACCUACUGUGAAAUUGAGACGAACAUUGUCUCUGUUGAGCGUGUCAAGGAGUACAUUGAUCUUCCUAGCGAAAAAUAUCAAGGCUCUCGCAGUGUGUCAUCAGAAUGGCCAGAAAAGGGCCAAAUCGACUUUAAAGAUUACGGUGCACGCUAUCGCCCCGGUCUUGACUUGGCUCUAAAGGAUCUGUCGAUGAACGUUCGCCCGCAGGAAAAGAUCGGUAUUGUUGGACGUACGGGUGCUGGCAAGAGCUCCAUGAGCUUAAGUUUGUUCCGCAUCAUUGAAGCUGCCAAAGGAAAUAUUACCAUUGAUGGCGUUGAUAUCUCUUCGCUCGGUCUCUUCGAUCUUCGAUCGCGUUUGACUAUCAUUCCUCAAGAUCCCGUUCUUUUCGCCGGUGCCGUUCACGAGAAUUUGGAUCCAUUUGGAACUGCCAGUGACGCUGAUUUGUGGAAUGCUUUAGAGCUUGCUCACUUGAAGGAACAUGUCUCCAAAAUGGAAGGCAAACUGAAGGCAGUUGUUCUUGAAGGUGGCGAGAACUUCUCUGUGGGUCAACGUCAGCUUAUUUGCUUGGCACGUGCUCUAUUACGACGUACGAAUAUCCUUGUGCUUGACGAAGCUACUGCUGCUAUCGAUGUCGAGACAGAUGCAAUCAUCCAAGAAACAAUCCGCAAACAGUUCGCUGAUUGCACGAUUCUGACAAUUGCUCACAGAAUCAAUACAGUGAUGGACUCGGAUAGAAUUCUUGUCUUGGACAAGGGCAACAUUGCCGAAUUCGAUUCACCUCAGCGUCUCUUGGAGAACAAGGACUCUGUCUUCUAUUCCAUGGCACACGAGGCUGGUCUUGUAGAUUAA